GGACCUGCGCAGCCCCUUCCCCCUGGAAAGCAGCGGCAUCUGGAAGGGAGGAGAAGAGAGCAGCGAGAAGGAAAAAGAAGCGCAGCGAAGACGCGAGUAUAGCUUACAUGGGGAGGAAGAAGCAAUUUCCUGUGUGAAGCCAUCUCAUUGGCUCAGAGAGCGGCCUGCCUUCUGAUUGGUCAGUUAGGGGAGACACCCAAAAUGGAUGUGCACCACCAUGGGUUUACCCACAAACCCUAGCUGAUGUGGAGCACCAAUUGCUGAUCCCUACACUGCAACUUACACCAGUCGACGACUGCUCUCAUAUCAGUGGACUCCUUUGCCGGGAUGAUGUCAGUAGAUGUGGCCAAUAGGAAUAGCCCUCCAGUUGCCCCGCCCAACUCCCUCAGCCUUCGCUCCUCCCACAACCAGCUGCUGAGUGGUGAUGUUAUCAAGCAGGGCUCGGACACGCCCCCCAAGUGUCGUAAGAAGUACGCCCUGACCAGUAUCCAAAGCGCCAUGGGGCUUGUCGAAGGAAUGCCCCCAUCCUCGUUGUCAUCGUCGCCGCCAGUGUCAUCCACUCCGAACAACCCCAAGCUGGCAAAGAACGGCGUCAACCAGCAGCGCAAGGCGGCCGAGCGUCAGGACCACAACAGGAACACCACCGACUCGGACUCAGACUCCAACUCGUCCACAGACGACCGCAACACCAACGCAGAUCACCGCAGGCAGACCCUGACCAACAACGACUGGGAUGACGUCGUCCCCACACCCGGCCCCGGCCUCGACCUCGACGCAAAAACGUUGGAGGUCCUCAACCUGAAAAGCAACGCCGACGUCAGUUUGGACCGUGACACGAACGUGGCGGAGACGGAUGACAGCGAUGACAUCAGCAUCCUGUCUGAGAAGGAAGCCCUGGGGAAGAUGACGGUGGAGGAUGAGGAAGAGGGGCAGGAUGAGAAGAGCCCCCUGCUGAUGAAGGACAACAGUCUCCUCGAGAACAAGAGAGAAGCUCCAGGUCAGGGGCUCAUCUCGGACCUCCUCCCCAGCAUCAAGCUCCUCCAAUCAGGCAGGGACUCUCCCCUGCUGCCUCCACCUCCAUCCCCCCCCAGACAGCCCAGCCCGGAGGACACACCCCUCCUCUCGGUGGCCUCCACUUCCUCCUCGUCCUCCUCCUCUCCGGAAACAAAGAAGGACAGGCGGACGGGAGCCAAGACGGACUGUGCUCUCAACCGCAUCCAGAACCUCAACCCCAGCGAUGAGGAGUCUAGCUGGACCACACUGUCUCAGGAGAGCAACUCACCUGAGGAUACAGAUAUCUGGAGUGAGCAGUCGUUCCAGACGGACCCCGAUCUGCCGCCAGGAUGGAAGAAGAUCACGGACAUGGCGGGCAUCUACUACUGGCACAUCCCCACGGGCACCACCCAGUGGGAGAGGCCGGCAGCACGCCAGCCUGCACCCACAGACCAGAGCCUGGCGCUGGGCACCACGCCGCGCAAACACUCUCUGAUCUCCCUCACCCCCUCGCCCACACCUGACCAUGAGUCUUCCCAGGCCGAGGUGUUUUUCGGCGCGUCCUCUCGCUCCGGCAGCACCACCUCCUCCGACAGCUCCGUGGAGCCUCUGCUGGCCUCCGCCCACGACACCAUCCCCUCCUGCGGAUUCGUCAACAGCUGCUACCUCCCUCGCUCCUCCUCUCCUCAGGGGAUGACCGACCAGGACAGUCACCCUGAACACCACAAAGACGAAAACAAGCAGACGUGGAGUGAUUUUGGCGGAAAGAUUGAUAGUGAGGUUUGGAAGGACCUGCAGGCGGCAACGGUGAACUCUGACCCCAGCCUGAAGGAGUUCGAGGGAGCCACGCUGCGCUACGCUUCGCUCAAACUGCGAAACCCCCUCCCAGCAGAAGAGGAGGAGUCCAGCAGUGUCAACAGCAACCCUGAGGUCAAGUGUUUUGCCGUGCGCUCCCUGGGCUGGGUGGAGAUGGCCGAGGACGACCUGGCUCCGGGGAAGAGCAGCGUUGCCGUCAACAACUGCAUCCGCCAGCUCUCCUACUGCAAGAAUGACAUCAGAGACACCGUCGGGAUCUGGGGCGAGGGUAAGGACAUGUACCUGCUAUUGGAAAACAACAUGUUGAACCUGGUCGACCCCAUGGACCGCAGCGUUCUCCACUCCCAGCCAAUCGCAAGCAUCCGCGUCUGGGGCGUCGGCCGUGACAACGGCAGAGAUUUUGCGUACGUGGCGAGGGACAAAGACACGCGGAUCCUGAAAUGUCAUGUGUUCCGCUGUGACACGCCAGCCAAAGCCAUCGCCACCAGCCUGCACGAGAUCUGCUCCCGGAUCAUGACAGAGCGUAAGAAUGCCAAAGCCGUGGCGGCGGGUUCUCUCCAGGACAGGAUUCAGGCUGGACUAGACCUCCCCCUCCAAGCAGAGUUCCCCACCCCAAAGACGGAGCUGGUCCAGAGGUUUCAGGUGUUUUACCUGGGCGUCAUGCCUGUAGCCAGACCCAUAGGAAUGGACAUCCUGAACGGAGCCAUAGACAGCCUGGUGGGCUCGUCCAGUAGAGAGGACUGGGCCCAGGUGGCCCUCAACGUGGCCGACGCCACCGUCACUAUCAGCAAGGAGAAGGAGGAAGAGGAAGUGCUGGUGGAGUGCCGCGUGCGCUUCCUGUCCUUCAUGGGCGUGGGCCAGGACGUGCAUACGUUCGCCUUCAUCAUGGACGCCGGCGGGCAGCACUACGACUGCCACGUGUUGUGGUGCGAGCCCAACGCCGGCAGUGUGUCGGAGGCCGUCCAGGCCGCGUGCAUGCUGAGGUACCAGAAGUGUCUGGUGGCCCGGCCCCCCUCCCAGAAGGCCUGUGGCUCCGCCCCCCAGGGAGACUCUGUGUCUCGCCGUGUCUCCACCAGCGUGAAGCGCGGCGUCCUCUCGCUCAUCGACACCCUCAAGCAGAAGAGACCCGUCACCGAGCUUCCCCAGUAACCAUGGAAACACACCGCCUGUCCACUCCCCGCCAACCCCCCCCCCCCCCCGCUCCACCCCCAGGUCACCAUGGAAACAAACAGAAAACAAAAACCCAUAAACACAAUCCGCUAUGGAGUUGCGGUCAAUUUAGUGCCAAAUCGUGUGCUGGAAGUGAAGUAGAAAUUCCAUUUGAAAGUUGGAUUUUUGCACAGAAAGCAAAUGCAAACCCAGUACAUUAGUCAUAUUUCUGAACAUGAAAUCUACUCUAAAAUGUAAAUUCCUUGAAUUAUAACAGAAUUGUAUCUGACAAAUAACAGACCAAAUGAUAAAAACCUAAAUAACUAGGAUGAUAACAAUGUGACUGUAUAUAUCAAAACAAAAACCACAAAGGAAGUAUAACUGUAAAAACAGGAAGUGGUUGAAAGAAAGUUUGGCUUCCGAAACUCUUAUUCCUGCCCUGAUGACCCCUACUGUCUCUGCCUCUGUGUCCCUCCAGCAUGAACUCACACACUCGGCCACACCCCUCUCACUCACCUGCGGAUGUGUCUCAAUACUAUUUCCCGGCCUCCUCACCUUUUCUCCUCUCUGCAAACUGCGCUCCCUCAUUUGCUCAUUAGCAAAAGUGUCUCUAAGGCAGUAUGGCUUUUAUCUACACAGACCAGUGCUGUAUGAAGGACGGGUCACAGGGAGAGGAGAAUACAUGCAAGCAUUGAGACGCACCCUGUGGCCACACCUUCUUUCGUGUACUAUGUCCUAUCCUGCAUGGCUCCAUUGUGUGUGACUGUGGAACUCCUGACUAAAGUAAUGCAUCGCUGCUGCCUCCAACAGAGAGACGGAAAGAAAGCGAGAAAUCAUCAAUAUAUUUUUGCCUUUGUUUCUUUUCCAUUUUUUAUUUCCUGUCUGCGGAGGUUGACUCACUACUGCCGUACCACACUCGAUUGGUCAGGUCUGAGUUUGCUGGUAAAUGUCAACUAGUCCGGUCUGGGUGACCUAAACGAGAGGUGACCUUUCACCUGGAACAUGAUUGUGUCACAUCCUGUUUACUUUUCCUUUCCUGCUUUCGUCUUGCCUGGCAGGAAAAUGACAGACAACAGCCAUAACUGAAGGAGAAGCCUGAGGGAUGGACAAAAUAUAAUCUCUGCCUCCCCUCCUCUUGCCUAGUGAUGAAAGACACCAAGAGAGAGACACAGACACACAGCUGAAUAUGCUGCUCUGAGAGACACCCAGGAGGACCAUUGACUGAAAGAAAUGUUGUGUCUUCCAUUACACCCAGGAUCACAGCUCAUUCAGCCAAGAACCUCUAUCUCUCACACACACACACACACACACACACACACACACACACACACACACACACUCACACAUACACAUUCAGAACAGCCACUAUCAAACUAGCAUGUCUUGUGGUCACUAUAAAAAGGGGCAGUUGAUUCAAUGAGAAGUGGAUGAAUGUUUUUAUACUUUCGAGCUGGUUUGUUGCUUUUUUUUUAUGCAGCUGAACUCUAAACAUCGACCUUUGAACUAGACAAGAUGGGAAAUUUGGGAAUGCAAGUGACCAUGGCCUCUGUGCCAUCUUCAACACAACACUUCCUAAUGCCAUGUUGACCAAGAACGUUAGUGGAUGCUGCUAUAUAUUCUCCUGAGUUCGGUCACUUUGUCUUCCAUCACCUGCUCUCUUCUGUACGGCCACCAACGCCACUUUGAUUACCUACUUUGGUGUGUUUUAGGUGGCAUCCUUGUAUCUAAUUUCAAUUGAACCCCCAGCUGACCCCCCUGUUCAGCGUGGAUUGGUCAGUUCUUAACAAUAUGGCGAUUGGCUCUCUGAUAGGCUACACAGGGGCAAGAGGAAGAAUUUAACAUCUUUGAAAAUAUAGUUCAACCACAAAGCCUUCUUUUGUCACAGGAUGUAGAAAUGUGAAUGAAAACGACAAGUCAGUGUGUAUAUCUAUAUAAUAUAUCAUUUUUAUCACCUUAUAAGCUAUCUUUUCAUUUUCAGUGUGUGCAGUUUUAUAUUGUUUCCUUCAUAAAAAAACGCCUUUGUUGAACACACGAAAAGGGCCAAAGUGUAAAAUAUAAAUGUUUGUUGUAGAUACAAAAAUAAAGAAAAAAUAAAGAGAGAAAAUAUCAGAAAAUAAGAAUGGAUUAAACAGAAUCGUUUUGAGUUUAUUUUGGUUGUCAAACAAGAUCAGUUUAUACGUUUAUAGAAGUCUACCAAUCGAUUAUCUUUGCAUAUUUUUUUGGCCUGGCUGUAAAUUGAUAGAAAUGUCAACCCAAAAAGCCUUGCAUGCCCUUGGAGACAUUCGAGAAGAAGACUGUAUGUACUGAACAGAAAUAU
Molecule: messenger RNA, 5275 nt
Organism: Osmerus eperlanus (European smelt)
Lineage: Eukaryota; Metazoa; Chordata; Actinopteri; Osmeriformes; Osmeridae
Gene: apbb2b
Product: amyloid beta (A4) precursor protein-binding, family B, member 2b
Exons: 18
Coding region: 328-2958 (876 amino acids)
Biological process (GO): regulation of DNA-templated transcription
Cellular component (GO): nucleus; cytoplasm
Molecular function (GO): amyloid-beta binding; transcription factor binding
Source: RefSeq, a predicted model, not a curated record